Messenger RNA from Racocetra persica, 402 nucleotides. The record is from the annotation of a GenBank genome assembly. Lineage: Eukaryota; Fungi; Glomeromycota; Glomeromycetes; Diversisporales; Gigasporaceae.
GUAAUUGCUUUAAGUUCAGAAGAUUUGAUUGAAGCAAGGUUGAAUUUGGCUGACUUUACUAGAUCAGAUUUGACUGACUCUAUUGCUGCAAAAACUAAUAAGGAAAGAGCUUCCGAUUCAGUUAAAGCAAGAUCAGAUUUGACUGAUCCUAGUUCUGAUUCAAUUUACUCUAACAAUGUGAGAGCUAAUAAUAAUACUGCAGUAAGAGCAAGUAAAUUGAAUAAAGAAAAAGUGAAUAAAACUGUUGAUUAUAGCAAGAAAGAAAGAGUAGAUAUGAUAGUUAAUUAUAGCAAAGAAAAAGCAGAUGAAACAGUAACUUUAGCAAAGAAAUGGCAGAUAAAACAGUUAACCUUAGCAAAAAAAGGACAGAUGAAACAGUUAACCUUAGUGAAGAAAGGGUAG